Messenger RNA from Papaver somniferum (opium poppy), 1268 nucleotides. RefSeq names its product glycine-rich cell wall structural protein. The transcript is spliced from 2 exons. Lineage: Eukaryota; Viridiplantae; Streptophyta; Magnoliopsida; Ranunculales; Papaveraceae. The annotation marks the transcript as partial. The record is from RefSeq and is a predicted model, not a curated record.
AGUUUGAUUUGUUUUAAUGUUUUUGUUGCGAGUGUUGUUGCUAUAGAUGCUGCUGUGAGCUCGAAGAAAGAUGAAAAUGGUGAUGAAAAGUUUUUAUUUCAUAAAGGUGGGGGAUUUGGAGGUGGAUAUGGAGGUGGAGGAGGAUUUGGUAAGGGAAUAGGAAUUGGGUUUGGUAAAGGUGGAGGUAUUGGUGGAGGCGUUGGAAAAGGUGUUGGGAUUGGAGGAGGGUAUGGUAAAGGUGGUGCACUUGGCGGAGGUUAUGGUAAAGGUGGUGGAAUUGGUGGAGGAAUCGGCAAGGGUUUAGGUGGUGGAAUUGGCAAGGGUCUAGGUGGAGGAAUUGGCAAGGGUGCUGGAAUUGGAGGCGGGUAUGGUAAAGGUGGUGGAAUCGGUAAAGGUGUUGGUAUUGGCGGUGGUUACGGUAAAGGCGGUGGACUUGGAGGCGGAAUUGGUAAAGGUGUUGGUGUAGGAGGUGGAAUUGGUAAGGGUGCUGGAAUUGGAGGUGGGUAUGGUAAAGGUGGUGGACUUGGCCAUGGAAUUGGCAAGGGUUUAGGUUGCGGAAUUGGAGGCGGGUAUGGUAAAGGUGGUGGAAUUGGUGGUGGAAUCGGUAGGGGUGUUGGUAUUGGUGGUGGUUAUGGUAAAGGAGGUGGACUUGGUGGCGGAAUUGGUAAAGGUGUUGGUGUAGGAGGUGGAAUUGGUAAAGGUUUAGGUGGUGGAAUUGGAAAAGGAGGUGGCUUGGGUGGUGGGAUCGGCAAAGGUGUUGGUAUUGGCAGUGGUUACGGUAAAGGUGGUGGACUUGGAGGCGGAAUUGGUAAGGGCAUUGGAAUUGGUGGUGGUGGUGGUGGCCCAGGUGGAGGAAUUGGUAAAGGAUUCGGCAUUGGUGGAGGAAUUGGUAAAGGAUUCGGUAUUGGUGGAGGAUUUGGCAAAGGCGGUGGCAUCGGUGGUGGGUUUGGCAAAGGUGGCGGCAUUGGUUCUGGAAUAGGUGGAGGAUCCGGAGGUGGGUACGGUGGCGGAUUUGGAGGUGGUGGCGGCGGAAGUGGAGGUUUCGGUGGUGGAGGCAUUGGAGGAAUCGGCCAUCACUAAAUUGGUCAGUUCACUUAUCUGCCCAAUUUGCAUGGUGAAAAUGUUCCCAUGCACCCUUGCAUUUAUUUGUUUUUCCAAAGCCUCUGUCAGAUGGACAGAAUGAAUGUUUUCCAUUUGCUUGAUGUUUGUUACCAAUUAUUUAUGAAAUUCUAAAUUCUAUUAUUAUCUAAUAAAAUUUCAGUAGACUG